This is a messenger RNA of Dreissena polymorpha, 2699 nucleotides long. Its product is annotated as syntaxin-5-like. NCBI's taxonomy places the organism in Eukaryota, Metazoa, Mollusca, Bivalvia, Myida, Dreissenidae. The transcript is spliced from 9 exons. The coding region runs from base 210 to 1313 and encodes 367 amino acids. The record is from RefSeq and is a predicted model, not a curated record. Gene Ontology annotation, molecular function: SNAP receptor activity; SNARE binding. Gene Ontology annotation, biological process: endoplasmic reticulum to Golgi vesicle-mediated transport; vesicle fusion; intracellular protein transport. Gene Ontology annotation, cellular component: endomembrane system; Golgi membrane; SNARE complex.
ACAGGUGCGCAUGCGUAAAUGAAGCAGGAAAUGACGCUCAUAUUGAGUCGUGGACUAAACAAUUUCUUUUUUGUUUCAUGUUUAUUGUUACCAUAAUUUAAUCAAACACAGCUUAACGUCUCAUUUCAUACAGAUUAAUUUAAUAACAAAUUGGGGUUCUUCAUUGCUGAAACAUGCUCUAUUGACCAGAUGUCUUCCUGUAAGCACCAAUGUUAGCCCGACGCCGGAGAAACAACUCUGAGUCAGAUGAUCAACCAAAUCCAUAUGGUCGCUAUCAAAGUCAAGCCCCAACUACUUUUGUGAGUCAGACCCCACCUGUCCAGACUUAUACCUCCAGUGAAAUACCCCUGGCAUCAUAUGACAGCGACAUGUCAUGUAGGGAUCGCACCCAUGAGUUUAUGUCUGCUGUGAAGUCGCUCCAGGCACACCAAGUCAAUGGAGUCUCGCCUGCAGUCAGGAAGUCUGCGGCAAUCAAGCAGCGGAGUGAAUUCACACAGAUUGCAAAGCGAAUUGGAAGAGAUCUUGCCAACACAUUUGCCAAGUUGGAAAAACUUGCUUUAUUGGCAAAGAGAAAGUCCCUGUUUGAUGAUCGGCCACUGGAGAUCCAAGAGUUGACGUAUAUUAUCAAGGAGGACAUCAACAGCCUUAACAAGCAGAUAGCUCAGCUGCAGCAGCUGGCGCGGGGCCAACAGGGUCAGAAUGGACGACAAAAGCAGAGUCAUUCAAACACAGUGGUUGUGGCUUUACAGUCGAAGCUGGCUUCAAUGUCAAAUGACUUCAAGCAGGUUCUUGAAGUUAGAACAGAGAACUUGAAACACCAGAAAUCUCGUCGGGAGGAGUUUUCCCAGUCCUCGAUGAUGACACCAGUGUCUCAGAAUGGCUUUGGGAACCCAGGCCAGUCGGUUUUGUUGCUAGAUGAAGCAAAACACAGUGGCCAGCAUAGUGGCCAGUCCGGUGGAGAUUUCACUAUCAACUUUGGUGAAGAUGAGAAGUCUCGGUACCAGCAACAACUACAGCUGAUAGAUCAGCAGGAUUCCUAUAUAACCAGUAGAGCGGAGACCAUGCAGAAUAUCGAGUCCACCAUUGUUGAGCUGGGACAGAUAUUCACACAGCUGGUACACAUGGUCAAGGAACAGGAGGAGGCGGUGCAAAGGAUCGACUCUAAUGUAGAGGACACUCAAAUAAAUAUUGAGGCUGCUCAUGGUGAACUGUUGAAAUAUUUCCAAUCUGUGACCAAUAACAGAUGGCUCAUGAUAAAAAUAUUUGCCGUUCUCAUUAUAUUCUUCAUCAUAUUUAUAGUGUUCAUGGCCUAGUGAAACUUUCGUGCUCAGGGAAAGAUGUCGCAAGCUUGGCCUGUGUGCUGGGAAUAUGUGUGUGGAUGGAUCUGAUAAAUUGGUAUUUGUGUCACAGAUUUGAUGAGUUAUGAAGUGAGUUUACAUGGAUAUUAACAGUUAAGUGUUAACGUGUGUGUUCUGUAUCUGUGGAACUAGAAGUGUUUGGAGGACGCCACAUGUUCACCCAAGACCCACAAUAUUUUACACAACUGUGGAUAGAUUCUGCUCACAAGAAGGUUCUGAUUUGUGAGGAUGAAAGUACCAGUGCUCUAUUACGAACCUAUGGAUAAUCAUAUAUGAAAUUUUAAAACAAAACAAAAACAAGCUAGGAGGUAUGGUGGUGAACGGCUGGAUACUAGUAUUCUGCUACUAUUUUGAAGCUCUGAAAAUGUUUGCUAUUUUGAAGCUCUGGACAUUUUUGUUAGUGCAAAAUUGUUAAUAUAUUGGCAAAAACUUAAUUUUUGUCGGUGCAAAAAUGUUAAUAUCUUAACAGAAACUUAACCGUUUUGGUUGAAGUACCUGAAGGGGAUUUCUCCCUUACUUGAACAAUUUUACUAAGUAGACUUGAUAUGUGAUUCUUGACUGUGACAAUUCUUAAUUGUGAUGUUAUGCGACAACGUAUGUGUUUUUGGCCAAAUCUGGUGUACAUAUUUCUAUAUUAUAUGUUAAUAUAUAUAUAUAUGUGUGACUAUCAUAAUUAUGGAACUAUGGUUUUAUUUAAUUGUAAGGGUGACUUCCUUUCCAUGAUCACUAUUUUAAGUAAAGCACCAUAAUUAUAACUGGGUUGAUUAUUUCUCAUUGAGGGACUUUCGUCUUCAUUGCUUCGCAUGGUAACUAUUUACCGGUAGACUGGGCAAAGAGAUUCAAUUUCAUUAAAACUUUACAUCUUCUUCAUUAAGCAUGUAUCAUUCGUAUGCGGUCUCCACAGCUGUCUGUGCGUUUGAGGAUUCAUUUUGUGUACCAACUCACAAUGUUGGACCAGUACUUCGAAGCCUAGUCAUUUAAUGACUUAUUAUUUUGUUUUAUGGUAUAUGGCUAGUUACAUGUUAGAGGUUAAUGGCUUCAUCAUACCUUUAAUGCAAGACAGGGUUGUCUGCCCCUGUCUUUGUCCAUUCAUGCUUGCUGAAGACACCUCCUGGCUUUAAAGCUACUAUUGUAUCUCUUUCAGAUAAAAAUGUGUGUGUUAAAUUAUUGUUAUAAAUAGCUACUUAUAGGAAUUAACAAGGAUCUGUAAUAUUUUGAAGCAUCUUUGAUUAACAUGUAUGUAUUUUAUAGUAAAUUGAUACUUAAACAGUGCAAAGCAUGUUGCAAUUUUUAGACAGAAAACUGUUACUGAUGGAAGUGUUAACUGUGAUCCUAAUGUUA